UUACUGUUCAAUCUGCUCAAAAGUUCCCAUGGGCUUUCGAUAGACCCAUCGUAAAGUUUCAAACCAGAGUUUUCCUACGGUCCAUUGCUCAAACUCCUCAGCCGAAAAAAGUUCAUUAACUUCGAGAAGGACCUGAAGCAUUUGGGUGUGAGGCGAUUGAGUCUAUACCGACUCGUUCAAAAAGGAGCAGGGAGGAGACAUUAUGUCGUACUUUUGGCCGUUCUCCGGAUGGUCCGUGCCGCAAGGACUUCAGAAGCGGCUAUUGAAGUUCCUAUUGAAGCGAGCGAUUGGCCAGUUUCUCGCGGCUGAAAUCGACCUGGAAAAUUUGGAUGUCGAGUUUGGCAAGGGACAAGUGGUCCUGAAGGACUUGGAGUUGAACUUAGAGGUCCUGAAUGAUCUCGUAGCUGACCUGCCGGUCGUCGUCACGAGCGGAAGCAUCAAGAGUAUUCAGGCGUAUAUACCAUGGAAGGACCUGAGCAACUCAAGCUGCACUCUGGAAUUAGAUGGAUUAAAUAUCGAAGUUGCCUCAGUCGCGGACGACCCGGAAAAUGGUCUCUCCAAGUCAUCGCAGAUGUCCGACUCCCAUAUCAUGUCGUCCUCGAUACAUUUCGCCGAGAACUUCCUCCGUAGCGAAGCUACCGAUGACGACGAAUUUAGCGGAGGAGCUGAAGGUUCUGGUGCAGACGAUCCCGGCGCGUCGAGCUUCUCGAACGGCGGGGUGCCACCUGGUGGAUUAGAGGGUCUACAGGUGCUUGCCGGAGUGAUCGACAAGAUCCUAGCGAAGGUUAAGUUUACAGUUCGCAAUACGAAGUUACGCUUUUGUCAUUCGUCACCACACUCGAUGGCAAAAGGCGUUCCGGGAAGCGGUCCCCAUAUAUACUACCUGGACUUCGACCUAUCCUCGCUGGCGUUCCAGGACGAAACGCCAGAAGCCGACGUAUCGAACGCGUCGCUACCAUCGGCUCCCAAAGUGAAAACCGUGCGCUUCUCUGGAUUGACCGUUAGCUUAAACCAGCUCCAUCCAGAAAGUAUUCCGGCAGAACCCAACAUGCCAGCAAGAGAGCCAACAUUCUGCUUCUCUGCAGUCCUUGCAUCGACAGCCAAAAGCCCGGAUGAUGAGAUCCGGAUACUCAUCGAUGAGGGCAAUCACACAGAUCAGCACUUACGGCAAAAUAUGCCUGUACGCCGACCGCGUGUUGAGGUGGACAUCUCAAUAUUCUCGAUAUGCGCCCUUAUAUUGCCAUACCACCACUCAAUAUUGAUGGAGAUGGUCUCGUCACUGCAAGAAAGCAUACUGAUACUAGCACAAAGCCGGCAGUUUGAACAAGGAAGCGAGGAUAUCAACAUGUCGAACCUCUCUCGCAAGCAUAGGUCCAUGUCAAGCUCCUCACCGCCGAGUGAUAUCCAGCAGGAUUGGGGAAGUCGUGGGUAUCCGGCUGCUGGGGAAUUUGUCAACAACAGCGAUACGCCACUUCCGAAGUCUCUCCGAAUACACAUCAGGACCGCGCAUGCCCAUCUCUACCUCGUGACGAGUUUAGCGCCGCCCGUGAUAGACGAAUCGAUGUUCUUCAUUACAUAUUUCAGCGGCAGGCGUGAUGUAUUGCAUUCUGAUCUAUCACGGAGCUUCAUAACAAAAGUCAACACGAGACUGAAUGCCGGGAAGCUGUCGGUGGACGUGAUGCUUGGAGAACUGAUAGGCGCGGAUCAUAUCAAGAUUGCCCUCCAUGGCAUUCUGGCAGCUUACGGGAAAGCUCCACGCGGGAGAAGGAGGAGCCGGUCUCCAGACGAUAUCUCUGAGCUCUACAUUGCUGAGGCUGGACUCUCAGAAUGGGUGCAGGAUACUGACGCAGGACCGAAAUCGACUCCGAAUUCCUAUCAACCAAUAGUCAUGUUUGACGUGGGGGCAAAUACGGACGAGAUUCGAGAUCUGUAUGCGCAACUUGGGAAACCGGUGAUACCCGCGUCAUCCAUAUAUAAGCCUUCGAAGGCCAUGCCGACGUUGCGGAAUGAUGUCCGGUCGCCCGUCGUAGGAGAGACGAGCUCCUGUGCAAUAGUCGUGAGCCUGCAGGCAUCGAGAGCUUCAUUUUCGGACCACUCCUCCCACAUACGGCCAUCGCCAAAAGUUUCCGUGAAGCUUGCACCGGUCAAUGUGUAUAUCAACGCAGCAGCCAUCAACCGAGUUUUGAGGUUGGUGAAGACCGUUGAUACGGAAGCAACCGGGGAAGGGUAUACUAGCUCGUCUCCAUUCGACGAUACACCUGUCGGGAACAUUAUGGAUGACCUAGCUGGGAGUAACAGCAGCUUGGACAUGGACAACGGGAACCGGACAUUCCAGGUCCAGAUCGCGUUGUUACGUUGCUGGCUGAACGUGGCAGAGCCGACGUCCUCUAUUCCCUAUGAUAGCUUGCUCCUCGAUCUCAUCGAUGUCGAUGUAUCCACGUCGCUGGAGGUGACGGAACAUACGAGCAAGAGGCGCGGUAGUCUGGGGUCGCUGCACCAACCUUUAGGAACCUGCUCAACGCACGGCCUGAAUGAGAGCAGGCGGUGGUCGCUGUCCUGGGAAGUCGGUGGCGUUGCUCUUGUUAACUCGAGAGCCAGCCCGUCAGGUCUUACCAUUCAACCAUUCAUGUUGAUGGAUAAGUCCGCCACCACCUCACCUCUAGGACAAACAGGCGACAGCCGACCAAGUAUAGACGUCACCCUUCGGUCCCAUGUAUGCGAUGAGUUACUCGAGAGACCUUCCCUCGAUCUUCACGCCGCAAGUGGAGGGUUUACACUCAAUAGGGAAAGCAGUGAGGAAGAUCUAUCGCCUUAUGGACUGCAGAGCUGGCUGGAUGUUGGCAAACAAUCGGCAGGCAGUCCGAAACGGAAGGGCGAGAGUAGUGAAGAUAAGGAUCUUUUGUGGUUUAAGCAGCGGGCUAUACAGGAGUCGUUAGUACAUAUCGAUGGAUAUGUCCCAACAUGUUGCGUGAACUUGACGAAGGAUGCGUACGAUGGCUUGCAGGUUCUGCUGAGCGUUUUGGCACCUUAUCAGGAAGAGUCGGCCAAGACAGAGAUACCCGCGCCCCCUCUGGGACUCUCCAUGCCCUUAAUACCCGUCUUGGAAUUUCGUCAGCCUGAUACAUCGACUACGUUUCCCGAAUCGUAUACAACCUCACAAGAGUCUCAAAAAUCUCCUGUCAGGCGCGAUCCUUCGACGAUGACACUGAUAGUGAACUCGAACGCUUUCAGCGCGGUGAUACACGCAGCCGAUGCGGAGGAGAAGCCAGAUCCAGACCAGCAGCUGAUGUACACACUGGACGCGGAAGAUCUCCGCCUGUUCGUCGUCAACGGCCACGAGGGAAAGCCCACGACGUAUAUCUGGAUCGACGCCCAGGAUCUGUCGGUGAUCAAAACAUCAAAAGCAGAGCAAACGCCCUCACCAUGCCUGGAUCGCACCCUUCCGCAUGCGUCACAGCCGCAACAGAUGCUCUCGGUAUCGUUCUCUCUAAAAUUCGACGAGGAGCUGAAUAUGAAAGAGACUUGGGCAUCGUUCAACCUGCACGCUUUCACCUUACGGUCCGCUGCAGUCCUCCCACUCGCCCGCGACCUCGGCAACUUUUUCAAAGAGCCCCCAGAGGUCGCGUUGGUCGACACGGCGAGCAGAUUCACAAAGCUGCAUGUCAAUCUACUGGACGGCUGUGUGGACUACAGCCCGGUCGACAUACCGUCGCGAGCGGUUUUGGUCCUUGACAGUGUGAAGAUCUCCUGCGAUUUGAUACCAGAGUCGCCCACUGUCAGCGUGAAGGUGUUGUUGUACAACGCAUGCAUAUUCGCCAUUGAAGACGACAGUAAGCGGAAGGAAGUCGAGUUGCAGACGUUGGGUGGUUUCAUGCACACUAAGAAACAUUGGACGAACAUUGGUUUCGCACAUGUCUUGGCAUGCAACUUUCUGGAACUAUCUCUGCGGACCAACAGCGGAAGCAUAAGUCCGUCGCUGGAAAUAGAUGUGACCAACAACCAACUCAGCCUGGACACUUGUGCCGACUCUUUUCAAACUCUGAUUUCGUUGAUCAAGAACAUUGGCGAUAGUAAAGGCUCGGAGGACACUGAGAAUCCGCCUGUUAAUAGGCACCCGGAGCCGGUUGCUACUAUGCUAUCGGGGAAUCAUGAUGAUCUUAUAGCGAGUCUCGAAGAAGACGUAUUUGGCGGUGUCAAAUCACGCUCAGCGGAAUCGCUUCGCAGUCGGAGAGAUUCUUACGAUCUGCAGAUGGAGUCUAUCGACAACAUGUCUGUCGGCCGCAGCAUUGAUGGCAGUUCCCCGGAAAGCGAAUCCUUCUCUCCUGGCACGUCUGAUGAUUUCGAUUUCGGUAUUGGUGAAUCGGCAAUCACUAGACCACACGGGAGCAGCCCUGGGAAGAGCUCACAAGGAGGGAAUGCUGAGAAUGAACGGACUCGGGUGUUUGGCGAUCAGAAGGGGUUCACGAUUACGGAGAAUUACUUUGCGCAGGUGUCUGCUGCUGCUGAGAAGCGGAAUAUGGAAGGCAACCGGGGAGGCGAGAAGAGCAUGUUCCGCGUUCGCUUACAUGAUCUCGACAUUGUCUGGAACAUCUACGAUGGAUAUGACUGGGAGGCUCAUCGCGAUUUCGUAUUCCAGAGGAGCCACGCUCAAAAAGCCGAUAAACCUCAUCAACCCCCGAGUGAUCAUGGCCACACUCCGCCAAAUAGAAUGCAAAGAGCAGCGAGUUUUGGGUCUGCGGGCAGUUCACCGUCUGGCGAAAAUGGGAUGAUGAGGCCCACUCUUUGGAGAGAAUCGUCGACGGAACUUGGCGUGCCGAUCGAAAACAAUGCGUUUGAGAUCGCGCAUCAGUUCCUACCCACUUUGCAGCAGGGAUCAUCCGCGACCUUCGAUAAUUGGAGAGACCACGACGAUACUGUCAGCGAAUACAGCACCGCUACUGGCGUUUCGUCGCGGCCCCAAGAGGAAAAGAAGUCGAAGGGAACAAGGCGGCGGAAAGUCCCAACAUCCGUAGCAGAACUCGUGCGAACGCAGACGCCGCAAAUCAUGUUCCGCGCAUACGCGGUCAACAUCAAUUAUGAUACAUACUCUGCGACGGCACAAACGGCGUGGGAGCUUGAUGUCAAUGUCAGGGACUUUGAGAUCAUCGACAACCUGUCCACGUCUAGGUGGAGAAAGUUCCUCUCCUACAUGCGACCGGAAGGGAACGCUGCACCGCGGGAGACGAGCAGCAAGAUCAUCAAGGUCAAUUUGAGCAGCGUGAGGCCGAUACCGGAACCAAAUGGCGACGAGGAGUUGAGAUUGAAUAUCGAACUCCUCCCUCUGCGCAUGCAUGUGGAUCAAGAUGCCUUGACUUGCCUCAUCCGUUUCUUUACGUAUGAGCAUCCCUUCCCUCCGUCUCCUCCUGGGCCACCAGCACCCGAUAAUACCUUUUUCCAACUCUGCGACAUACAACCGUUGUCCUUGAAGAUUGACUACAAGCCCAAGCAUGUAGACUACGCCAAUCUGAAAGGCGGAAAUUUCAUUGAGAUUUUGAACUUCUUCCCCUUGGAAGGCGCGUUAAUGAACUUACGCGGUGUCAGACUGACAGGGGUGAAGGGCUUCGACAGGAUUCUCGAUGGUAUCUUCAAACAAUGGCUACCGCACAUUCGCGACACCCAACUGCCUAAUAUGGCGUCGGGCGUCACCGGGGUGAAGUCAAUCGUCAAUCUCGGUUCCGGCAUCGCGGACCUCGUUCUCCUCCCCAUCGAACAGUACAAAAAGGACGGCCGGAUAUUGCGAGGCCUGCAAAAGGGUGCAAAGUCUUUCGCGAAGGCCGCUACGACAGAAACCAUCAAGAUGGGCACGAAGCUCGCCGUUGGCACACAAGUACUACUUGAGCAGGCAGAUGAGAUACUGGGUGGUGAGGGUGGCGGAUCCAACGGCGAUAACACCGAAUAUGGCUUUGGCCCAUCUGGGAGUGCCGACCAGAUCAGCAAGUAUUCGGAACAGCCGCUGGAUAUGCGGGAAGGUGUUGAGCUCGGUUGGAAAGGACUGAGUCGCAACGUCGCUACUGCCGCAAGGACCGUUCUUGCGGUGCCCACAGAAGUCUAUGAGAACACGGGCACACAGGGCACUGUACGCGCCGUCAUUCGGGCGGUCCCUGUUGCCGUCCUUCGACCCAUGAUUGGAGCGACAGAGGCGGUAUCCAAAACCCUAAUGGGUUUGCAAAAUAGUAUGGACCCAAGUCGGAAAGCGUCUAUGGAAGACAAGUAUAAAGGCUAGGUUGUCUUCCUUGGCGUUUCAUUUUACCCAUAUGCAUUGUAUCAUAUAGUUCUGUACAUAGUUUUGUCGCGAGUUCCGUAGUACAGUCAGAGGAACUCCGGGCAAUUUUUUUGGAAGUAUCUCUACGUUCAUGGAGUUCAAUAUCAAUCUGGCAUAUGUGUCCAAUCUUUCAUCAAGUCUGACAUGACCGAGACGCAGUGCAGACGGAUAUUUCGACACGGAAAUGACAUUUCGACGGGUGUCGC
Messenger RNA from Fimicolochytrium jonesii, 6507 nucleotides. RefSeq lists its product as uncharacterized. Bases 203 to 6262 code for a protein of 2019 amino acids. Gene Ontology annotation, biological process: piecemeal microautophagy of the nucleus; reticulophagy; autophagy of mitochondrion. The transcript is spliced from 15 exons. Lineage: Eukaryota; Fungi; Chytridiomycota; Chytridiomycetes; Spizellomycetales; Powellomycetaceae. The record is from RefSeq and is a predicted model, not a curated record. Gene Ontology annotation, cellular component: phagophore assembly site; extrinsic component of membrane. Gene Ontology annotation, molecular function: phosphatidylinositol-3-phosphate binding.